AUUCAGGUCUUAAUUGAAAUUGAAAUCGCAAUCGGAUACUGGUAACCGGUCUGAUGACUCUGGUCUAGAUAUCUGUACUUCGUUGCAACAGCAAGGUACUGUCUGGUUAUAAGAUAAGGGUGGAAAAAGGAUUUUAGCUGAAGGAGAAGGUUGAGAAUCUCGUGUUUCCCAAGGUGAUUUGAUGUUAUGAAUGGAUUCCUAGAGUAAAGAAGUCCUCGUUAACUCCCACCUUUUACUUAGGAAGGUUCUCGGAGUACCUUUCUUCAAUUUAAUUGCAGGGUCAGAUCCUGUGGAUUAAGAGGUUCCCCCACUUCUGAAUAUGGUUUUGUUAGUGAAAUAUCAUGAUUGAUUUGAUGCUAUGGGAAGUUGUACAACCGUUACUUUGUGUACAACCCCUCACACUCAUACAUGACCAUUUCCUAACUAUAUGGUCCCUAUCUAUAUACAUAGUGUGUGGCAUCGUCUCCGUGCAUCCAUUGGCUUGGUGUGGGAGAAGCCAAUCUAUACCGCGGUAGAUCCUUCUGCCCUUAUACCAUAUGCUCAAUCCUUUUUAGGCUAGCUCGGCCAUUGCUUGGUUGCAUUGGUGCUAAUGUGCAGAGUUUGAUUGAAACCCAGAUCCGGUGUCAAAAAGCCUACGAAUCGGCUGCUCUGGAACACCUGAAAUAGGGAUCAAUUUUAGCUGAUUCCAAUCCAAAUUGACCAAUUCAACUGAUCCGAUGAUGCCUGGCAAAUGCCUGGAUGGCUGGAUUAGGUAUUGGUUUUGGAUCAAGGGUAAAAAUCGCAAAAAUACUAUAAUUUUUAAUGAAAAGUAAGGUUAAAAUCGAUCAAUUCAGGCCAAUACGGACUGAUCCAGAAUUCCAGAUCAGUGUCAGCUCGGCUGAUACGAUACGAGAGAUCUAAAUUCCUGAUUGUCAGUGCUGCGAGCCAGGAGGCCCAAGCCCACGUAUCUUUGCAUAUCGUUUGUUAGUCGUUGCAGUCUAUGAGACUCGGAUUAACUCUACUCGUAUGUCAAAUCCGGUGUUCAUUUCCAUUGCCUUGGGCUCCCGCCAAUUUCUCCUCCACCUUGACAGUGUAGAUAGAGAAGAAACGGAGAAAUGGAACCAUGGGAAGCACUAGAUGUAGACGAUUCAGACCUUCCUUCGCUGCUCCGUCCUUCAACUCUUCUCCCCUGCAAGCGCCACCUUCCACUGCAACAACCCUCCAAGCCUACCACAGAUAUCAUCAGCUCUUCUUGCACUCUCCCCCUCUCUCUUGAGCCCUGCUCGCAACUUCACCGCCCUUCACAAUCCCAAACCCGUAUUCACAAUCCUGAAACCCUAGAUUCUCAAUCUGAUCGUUGCUUACCUCAGAUUGGUACUUCUGAGGUUGAGGUUGAAGAGGAGGCGGAACAGCAGCAACAGGGUCCAUCGACGAGCUCUCUACGUCUCCUUCCUGGUCCUGCAGGUGCCCUUCAGGCCGCCAUGCACCAGCAUUCUCGUUAUCGUGACCAAAACCUUGUUUCUUCCCAAGAACGAAUCCCUACUCAGGAGUUUCUUAGGAGGGCACACGAAGGUGGAGAUGGCGAUGAGGAUUUUGGGACCAAUUCAUGGCUUUGUGCUUUGGAAUUCCUUGGUGGCGGAGAUGGUGUUGCUUUGAGAUCUCCUUUACACUCAAUCAAGCUGCGUGUAGGCAUUGAGAAGGUGCCUCAGGUUGUUGCAGUUAUCAAAUCUUGUGUGCCUAAUGGGCUAGGUGAUUUGAUUGUAUGUCUGAAGUAUCCUAUGGGUACCAUUAGUGCAAGCAUCCAUCAUAAAGUUCUAACAGAGAGUGAGUUUGGGAGAGACAUAGCUGUAGGUGCUGUUAUGAUACUCAAAGAGGUUGUCGUGUUCUCUCCUUCUUCGUCAGCAUGUUAUCUAAAUAUAACUCUGCACAAUGUGGUUAAGAUUUUCAGUAAAGAAUGUGGACCUCCUCCAAAACAAAAUUAUCAUGUGUCCAGAGACAGAUUUGCUGCUUCUGGUAGAGAACAAAGUGGAGAAAUUAGACCUGAAAACAUCGAGAGGACAUCAUAUCUGAGAGAUAGAACAGCUGAUGGAAUCACCGCUGGUUUAGUCAGAAGAGACAUUGAUGAUGGCACUAUGGAGGUUGACAGAGAAAUGGGGGGAGGUGGCCUAGCAGCAGGAAGCUUCCAUUUUCGCAGCAAUAGUAGGGAGUCCCAACAUACUGCCAAAGAAAAGGAACCAUUAGUUAGAUUGGAUGUAGCUGAAAAAACCAGGGAAGAGACAGUAAGCAUAGAUGGCAAACAUGUACCUUUCGGAAGCUUUCACAGCAACAGUAGUGGACAUCUGAAUGCUCCUAAGGUAGUGGAUACAGACAUGGUCAAGGAUCCUAAUGAUCAGGAAGCUGUGAGAAUGAAUGGAGUUAAGAAGCUGCCAAUUAUUUCAAGCACUACACUACCAGAGUGGACUGAUGACCAACUGGAGGAGCUAUUUGCUGCUGGUUCUGAAGAUAGUGACCCCUUAUUCUCAUAAGCUGUGUAGUUUGUUGUAUCAAUGUGAAACAUCAAAGUGAACACCCUCCCUUCUUUCCCAGAAAAGAAGGUGAAACACCAUAGAAAUCUCCACUACUGCCACGUGAAGGUCUCAUAUGCAAGGUAAUAUACCUGCGUCAAACUCCUUUUUUCCUUAAAAGCAAUUCAAACAUGAGCUAUUAGUUGCAGGCCAGGUUUGCUAACAAUGAAUGUUAUGUUGCUGCAAUGCUGCACACAUAAUGGAGUUAGGCCAUUAAAUUUGGCUGAAAAGUGGGCAUGCGACAGUGGUGUACAGUUCAUCUCAAAGCUUUUUUCUUUUUUUUUCAUGAUGUGGAACUCUUAUAUACAUAUUGGCACAUACCGAACUCUCCCUCUAUAGGCAUGUAUGAUGUGCUAUGGUGGGCUCUGUAUGCAUCCCUCUCCCAUGAAAAUAAUCAAUGUGAUAGAAAUUGAGUUGGCUA
Messenger RNA from Macadamia integrifolia, 2964 nucleotides. RefSeq names its product homologous recombination OB-fold protein. The transcript is spliced from 7 exons. Gene Ontology annotation, biological process: recombinational repair. The coding region runs from base 1095 to 2504 and encodes 469 amino acids. The record is from RefSeq and is a predicted model, not a curated record. NCBI's taxonomy places the organism in Eukaryota, Viridiplantae, Streptophyta, Magnoliopsida, Proteales, Proteaceae.